Microplitis mediator is the source of this 2265-nucleotide messenger RNA. Its product is annotated as basic helix-loop-helix transcription factor amos-like. NCBI's taxonomy places the organism in Eukaryota, Metazoa, Arthropoda, Insecta, Hymenoptera, Braconidae. The coding region runs from base 1100 to 1870 and encodes 256 amino acids. The record is from RefSeq and is a predicted model, not a curated record. The transcript has 3 exons. Gene Ontology annotation, molecular function: protein dimerization activity.
UUUGAUUCACAAAAAUAAAAUAAAAAUAUGAGGAAAUGUGACUAGAUUAAUAACAAAACAAAUUGAAAAUAAAUCAUCAUAUGGUUUAACCUGUACACGGACCUCAACGACUCUUCAAUGAGGUGAGAAUCCUCGGAGCAUGUACUUGAGUUUCAUCAGCUGGCACCCGGUCUACCUUUUCUUUCUUAACUUUUUUUUUAUUUUUCGACUGUCUCAUCAGCCCUUCGGAGUUAAGUCUCCCCCCACAUUAAAUAUACCUCGGUCCUCGGACUCGGCUCGAUUCCUCUCUUUUUUUCCCGAAAAAAAAAAUUUUUUCCGACUCACGGCUCCCCACGCGUCAGACACGUGUGCAGGUAUGUGAGACCAAUCAGCUAAGCAAUGAAGUCUAAUGUAAUGUACAAGAGAGCGAGAGAGUGAGGGAGGCGAGGAUCAAAGUGCCACUUGCGAUUGACGAGAAGGGUAACGAGGGAAGGGAUAGAUAGGGGAGUAAGAGAAUGUGCUUGUAUAUGUAUAUAUAUAUAUAUAUAUUUAUAUCUUUUUUUUUAAAGUUAACUUUACGUAUAGUCCUCUCCCUCAUGGCUACUCCAGAAAACUCGAGCAGGAGCACCAGGUGCACGCGUUAUCUAGGGAUGAGCACGGAAUGAGGUGGGACCAUAUGUUGAUGCAUUGGAGAACGCCCUGGCACGCGCCACACUCAAACUCGAACCUUCGCAUCGUGAGGACGAGCUCUCAAGUUAUUUCGAUUUUAUAACAAACUAAAAUUUUAUUUAAAAAAAUUUAAACCUCUCAGGUAAAAUAAAACAAGUUCGAGCAUUUCAUUGAAAUAAAAGUAACGUAGAGUAAAAAAGUCGACAGUGAUGAUAAUACAAUCGAUAAUUAUAAUUUUACUAUAUAUUUUUUUACUUUGACACUCGAAAAAAUAUUUAAAAAAGUUAAGUGAUUGAUGUCCAUGUGAUGUGCAUUGUCUGAGUUUAAAACCCGCCGAAGGACACUUUCUUCGCGCGGGUAAUCUGUUAUUCUCAUAUGCUCAGUAUUAAAUAAAGUGUACAAUUUAUAUAAAUUUAAUAAAGGAAACUAUACUUUUUAAAUUAUAUUUACAAUGGCUUUGCUGUCAAAUCAAGGAAUGUAUCAUCAAUCAACCGACAUGAUUAACAAUUAUCAAACCCCAACGAGAUCUUACGAUCCACUCUAUCCAUCACCAUACAACUCACCAGACUACGACAAUUUGCCAGCUAACUACAGGGAUCAUUAUACCGCGAAUGUUAAUAAUCUUACGCCUAGAAGAGAUUUAGAAAAUAUCGAGUUUCCAAGUGAUCAAUGCCAUGAGUAUGCUAAAACUCCAGAAGGAUAUGAAAGAGAGCCUUACGGUGUCCUUACACCUUUAACUCCACAAAAAUUUGUAACUCAUGGCUCUCUUGAACACGUCACAUCACCACGUUCUACGUUGUAUGAAGACAACUCAAUGGAGUGUCAGGUACCUGUUUAUUGCUAUGAGACACCACCACAAGAACCCAGAUACCUCAUUGACAAUGACACGUGUCAACGGAGCAGCGCAGACGCAAGGAAAAAUUAUUGGGAACCUGUUGCAAGCCAAGGUCAAGAUUCGCCGACUUCGAGCCCAAGAAGAGGAAGAAGAAGAUCUCGCAACGUACCGCCCUCACCUAGUAUCGUAAAACGCCGAAGGUUGGCAGCAAACGCACGAGAAAGACGUCGCAUGAAUGGCCUCAAUGACGCAUUUGAUAAACUGCGCGAAGUGGUACCGAGUUUUGGCGCCGACCACAAAUUGAGCAAAUAUGAAACUCUUCAGAUGGCCCAGAGCUACAUCGUCGCUCUAUGCGAAUUAUUAGAACAGCACGACGGUAAAGUUUGAAAUUUUCUUAGCGAAAUUUAUAUUUUUGUAAAGACAAAUAAAAAUAUGUUUAGUUUUAUAAUUGUAUUAUUAAUUGAAUUUAUGGAGGGCAAGUUUAUUUUUGUAGAAAAAAAAAAACUAGUUGAUUAAUUGUAAAUUUGCAUGUUAAGAACUCGUCGAUUUUUAAUUUAAUUAUUUAUCUGUAUAUUUAUUAGUUUGAUUUAUUUGUUAACUGCUGAAACAGCUAAAAAUCCAAAGAGUGUGCAAAAAUAAAAAUAUUACUCGGCACUUGAUAGAAUGAUUUUAUGAAAUUUUUCCAAAGUGCCUAAUGUAUAUUGUAUUUUUAAUUAUAAUUUAUUUAUUUAAUUAGUUAAUUAUAAAUUAUUUAGUUUCAAUUUUAAAAUUCAUUUAGAAAA